UAAUAACGCAAGAAAUGCAGGCUCCUUUCCCGUUCUCGCUGUCAUUACUGAUUACCGCAGCAUCAUACAAUUCUUGUUUCCGCAACUCCUGUCAUUUCAUUCUUUCCUCCACGGGGGCCUAUUCUGUCCAUAAUCCCUGUUGAGGGUAUUCUUCCACAUCUUUUCCGCCUGCCCUUCUGCUCUCCCGGACAUUUUAUUCAGACUCAUUCUUUACAUCCUCUGCAUACACGUAGCUCUUGAUUUGUAGCUUUGGUGUGAAAUACUAGGAUGGGAGCCUUCGACAAGCUUAGAGGAGAUCAAGUGUCCAGCGGCUUUUGGGGAGAGCAUACGAGUACCAUUGACUGGUGCGAAACCAACUAUUCCCACAGCCCAUACAUUGCUGAGUUCGUUAACACUCUUUCCAAUCUCCCCUCAUUCCUCAUUGGUCUCUAUGGGUGCUACUCUGUCCUCAAGAACGGCCUACGCAAAAGAUAUGCUCUGUGCUAUCUUGGCCUUAGCUUGAUUGGCGUGGGAAGCUUUGGUUUCCAUGCGAGCUUGAGAUGGGAAUGGCAGUUGAUGGACGAACUACCCAUGAUCUAUGUGGUGUCUUAUGCCGCCUACCUCGUGCUCGACACUUUACCAGGUUUUGAACCGCGUUUCGGUACCAUUGGACCCUUGAUAUUGUUGGCUUGGGAUGCCUUUGUGACUGUUUCAUACAUCUGUCUUCCAAACCCCGUUUACCACCAAGUUGCUUUUGCUGCGAUCCUUAUUACAGCUACCCUUCGCACCAUAGCCCUUAUGUUCGAUCUUCCUGCAGGACAUCCAGCCCGCCGUACUAUUGGCAUAAUGAUGGCCUGGGGGAUUGUCACCUUCGCUACUGGGUUCGGCAUCUGGAACAUUGACAAUAUCUUCUGUGGGCAGUUAAGAGCUAUCAGAUCCAUGAUUGGGCCGUUCGGUGUACUUGUGGAAGGACACGCCUAUUGGCAUUAUAUGACAGGAUACGGUGCUUAUUUGAUUUUCACGGCUUCCAUCCUCCUCCACUGUCUUAUCAAAGAUGACAUAAAAGGUUAUCAUAUCGACGGCAGAUGGCUUCCUACGGUGAAUCAUCGUCCACAGGUAGCUAGUAAACCCGAGUCGAAGGACUGGAAGGGAACCAUUACCCCACCUGAAAAGCUAGAUUGAGCUAGAUCAAUCGUAUGUUGAGAGGAAUACCGGUGAUUUUAUUGGAUUUAUGUAGUAGCCAAGCAUCUGUAUUAGGAAAAUACAGCACGAUUUCAGCGUUUAUGCAUAAGUGAUUCGAGGU
Cryptococcus deneoformans JEC21 is the source of this 1282-nucleotide messenger RNA. RefSeq names its product ceramidase, putative. Gene Ontology annotation, cellular component: endoplasmic reticulum membrane. Gene Ontology annotation, biological process: ceramide biosynthetic process; ceramide catabolic process. Bases 268 to 1161 code for a protein of 297 amino acids. The transcript has 6 exons. The record is from RefSeq and is a predicted model, not a curated record. NCBI's taxonomy places the organism in Eukaryota, Fungi, Basidiomycota, Tremellomycetes, Tremellales, Cryptococcaceae.